AUGCCCACGCUAACGUCCCCACCCGUAUUUCGAGGAUCUAGGGCUCACGAUAAGCAGGUGUUCAUGAAGAAGUACGAAGCUUACUGUCACCAGCUCUUCGUCUUGGAAACAGCGUUCUUCCGGCCUUUCCAUAUGCCCGUGGGCGCAUGCGUGGAAGACGAGCGCCGCCGUCGCAUUGCGUUAUUUGGCAUCUGCAAGUCCCUCGACGACAUCACGGAGGAAGACUGGAUUGACUACUUCUGGGACUGGCGCUCAUUGCCUUCGACAACGUGA
Messenger RNA from Phytophthora nicotianae INRA-310, 273 nucleotides. RefSeq lists its product as hypothetical. The record is from RefSeq and is a predicted model, not a curated record. Bases 1 to 273 code for a protein of 90 amino acids. The transcript has a single exon. Lineage: Eukaryota; Oomycota; Peronosporomycetes; Peronosporales; Peronosporaceae.